Lingula anatina is the source of this 2652-nucleotide messenger RNA. RefSeq lists its product as uncharacterized. NCBI's taxonomy places the organism in Eukaryota, Metazoa, Brachiopoda, Lingulata, Lingulida, Lingulidae. The record is from RefSeq and is a predicted model, not a curated record.
AGGCUACAUCAUCCCGUCGCUCGUUUGUAAAUUCCGUGCAUGGCAUACGCACAAUCAAACCGUAAAAAACAAAUUCUCGGGGUGUCGUUGGCCAGGUCCUCUACAGUAUCCAAAUCAGGAAGUGACGUAACCGCAGAGGUCACCAUACACCGGGCUUACGAAAAAUAAGCCAUGCCAUUGGACGCGUAUUUUUUGAUUGACGUUGAGGUCAACAGAGGUCAUGUUUAAAUCUGCUUGACAACGGUACGCGUCAAGAUGUCCGCAGUGUCAGAAAAGGGAUCAGAAGAAUUGAGCGUACUUCCUCCUACAUCAUGGAUUAUAGCUAACUACCGCCAUAGACCACUUAUGCAGCCCAUGAAGUUGUGUAGUAUUUAUAAAUCUUAUGAGCAAGCUGCUAACCAACAUGGAGCAAAUGCUGUAGGUUAUUUAACAUUUGGUAAAAUUUUAAAUAGAGCAUUAGGACUGCCAAAGUGGGUCAGACUCACUGAAAAUGGUACGAAAUACAGUAGCAUCCGAGGGCUGGAAAAAAUUCCUGAUUCUGAAAAAAGUAAUAAAAUUCUGGACUUUCCAAGUGGCAUAACUCAUGCCCUUACAGAAGCAGGUUUCACUAUCUACAUGUCUGACCAAUACCAGGUUGUUUCAAUGAAAAAUACAGAAUCCAUGUCGGGGGGCACCCGGGUGGUGAAGAAGUUGACCAUAAAUAGCAGUGGGACAGGAAAGCUCAGAUUCUCUCACCUGAGCCAUGAUGUGCCCCUUGAGAAAGUUGGUGUUGAGCCAUUGAACAGCUUGGCUGCACAUAAGGUGCAUACUUUCAUAAACAGUAUUAACAGUUUGAUUCUCUGCACGAGCAGCGAAAAAGAGAGAUCUGAAAUGUGUUGGGGUGUAUCCCCAUUCAAUGCCAGUUCAAGCAAGUGUACCAGCUGUUUGCGGUGCAUACGUCGUAGCCUCAAGAAUCAUAUAGACCAAACAAUAGAGGUCAGUGAAGCUGACGACAGAGACCUUCAAGCUAUAAUCAAAGAACUCCACCCCACUCUUGCAGACAACGAGAAUUUCUGUGAGUUAAUUAACUCUCAGGUAGCUAAUGUUGGUGAGACUGACAAGAGACGACAUCGUUGGGACCCUAGUUCAUUCUAACUUUGUUUCCAUUUAACAUGAAGCAACUGGAGAAACAGAUUCCAGACCGAAUAAUACGCCUCUGUUUGUCCCUAUGGGCGAGAAGUCCAAAAGCAUAUGACACUCUCAAGGAUAGUGGGUUUCUCAUCCUUCCAUCCACAAGAUUAUUACAAAUGUACAAAAACAGUAUACCUCAGACUUCUGGGUUUCAAGAUGCUCAAUUUAGAUGGCUACACCUUGAAGCACAGCGCUUGAAUGUGCCAAGUCAUGGACGCAGAGGAGGCAUAAUAUUUGACGAAAUGUCAAUACAGGAGGACUUGCAGAUGAACAGGGAGAAUGAUGUGCAUACAUCGGUUGGAUUUGUUUCCAUCAGUAAUGAAAGUGAUUACAUGCAGAAACUGAUUCAUGAAAAAAAAGAAAUCAAGCUGGCAGACCAUGCCCUCCAGAUGAUUUUUCUGGGGGACACUGGUUUCAAAUUCCCUAUUGCACAUUUCUCAACAAUAAAUGCUGCUACAGCCCCAGAACUUUACACUGUAUUUUGGAGGGCAGUGUCACAUUUGUAUUGCUGGGACUUUAUAGUAGAUUAUGCAUGCUUUGAUGGAGCUGCUAACAACAGGUCUUUUCUGGAGAUGCAUUUUGAUGGGAAAAGUGCAAAGGAAAGGCAAUAUAGAGCUAAAGACCCUUAUGAUGGUAAUCACGAAGUGGUUUUCAUCAUGGACAGCAAGCACAGUGUGAAGAAAAUACGUAAUAAUUUGCUGAAGAGCAAAAGUACCGCUGGUAAAGGAGGUAAACUAUUGUUACAUAAUGGCCACCCCAUCCUGUGGGACCAUUUUGUAAAAGCAUAUGAGUGGGAUUUACAAGUAAACUCUAUGCGCAUUCAUCACAGAUUGACACAGGAACAUAUUUAUCCUGACCAAGCAGCGAAGAUGCGGAACAAACUAGCAGCUGAAGUUUUGAAUGAUGACAUGUUGCACUUGAUGCAGGCAUACUCAAAGGUUGUCCCAACAGAUUUAAGAGGCACAAUUGCUUUACUUGAACAGACGAGUAAAUUUAUCUCAAUCAUACAUGACCUCAGACCAAUAAAGGACAGAGGGGAUGAACGUCUGGCCACAUUAAGAUCUGUAUGGGAUUGGUUCGAGAAAUGGGUGACAAAUACAAACGACCAGAAGCACCUCUUCUCCCAUCAAACUAGGGAUGAUUUGUCAUCAUCUAUUUUAGGAUUUAUUUCUUAUGUUGACAACAAAUUGCUGAGAUUCCCUUCCACUUAUGUUGUUCCAGCCCGAUUGAACUCUGACCUGGUAGAAAAUUUCUUUUCUUCACAAAGGGCUAUGUGCAAUGGGGCCAAUGCCAAUCCGACCUAUUUGCAGUACUGCAAGGCUGUGAAUACCAUCAUUAUUAAUCAGGGGGCUCAGUCAAAAAAGUGUAACGUCCAGUCUUGUUCAAAAGCUGGCUACUCUGCACUUCCAUAUAAGAUGCAUGUGAAACAGCCAUUCCGUGCAAAAAGGCCUAGACUUCUGUAAAUGGAUGUUCACUUGAUUU